CGACAACCCCUUUUACGAGUUUAUUGGGUAGCUGGGUGAACGGAAUCAGGUGCACCUUGUAUAAUUAGUACAGCUCAUCGGUUCUUUAAAAAAAUAUAUCCAAAACGUGGUCAAUGGCCCAACCCUCUUCAAUUCCCUAUUUAAUUCCCAUCACGCCUGCAUACUGGUUCCUAGAUAGUUAUAUUCGUUUUGCGAAUAUGGAAACAACCGCGUCUACAGCACAGCAUGCAUUUGGAGCGGGCCCUCGUGGGCCCAAUCCAGCCCAUGGACCUCAACCGGGCCCGGGCCCCCGACACCCAGGUCACCCUGGACCUUACGGAGUUCCACGUCCAGAGGACCAGCCCCCACACCAGCAACACCAGCAGCCCCAUCACCACAUCCAGCACAGCAGACCAUUCUUCUACAUACACCCUUCCCAGCCAUUCCCUUCCCAGCCAUUCCCUUCCCAGCCAUUCCCUUCCCAGCCAUUCCCUUCCCAGCCAUUCCCUUCCCAGCCAUUCCCUUCCCAGCCAUUCCCUUCCCAGCCAUUCCCUUCCCAGCUUUACCCCUCUGCUCUACCCUAUCAGUGGCCCAUGCCAUACAACCCUUACUGCGGCUUCCCUGGGAUGGGAGGUUAUGGUAUGAUGAUGCCGAGUCCCUUCCAGCCCAGUCCCUACAUGGAGCCUCCGGGUUACAUCCUACCCCACUCUCAGCUCCACCUGGCGGACUACAGGCGUAUGAUCAACCCCCACUACCACACUACCCACUACCCACAGACCAUGGCUUACCAUGCACGCAGGUUCCGCUACCAGCACAAUGCCCCAGCCACCAGCAGGGAGAUGAUCAACUCUGAGGUACAGACUGAGCCCACAUUAGGAGCAGCACGCUCUGACCCCAAACUCUCUAAUGCUGACUCGUCUAUGAAAAGUAAUGUCCAAACCAACUCUGAAUCUGGCAGCGACACCAGUUGCACAGCUGCCCAGUCACUAUCCCCAGCCUCUGCUGUGCAGGAGGUGAUGUCUAAAUCAGCAGCUUACGAGGAUGUUGUAUUGGCACCCACCCCCAACAACACUCCUAUUUCCACCAGGUCUGCUGCACCCCAGAAGGGCAGCUUUGUGUUCCAGACAGAGGUGGAGGAGUUGAGGCUGGAGUGCCGCAGCACGCCCACAGGGUUAAAUAUCCUCCACUCCCAUGAGACAUCUGAACUGUGCACCGCCCACAGUGUGUCUGCGACCGAUGAAGACUUGGUACAGCUCUGCUCUUCCUCCUCCCUCCACCACCACAAGGUCUCACAGGGCAGGAUGCUCCAUGGCCAGGAGGGGAUGGGUUUGGUUGGGGAGGAGGGGGAUCAGUGUCUCCAGCAAGCCUGCACGGAUAUACUUCUAAUGGAGGGAGCAUGCUCGAGUGGCAGACCAGAUAACUUCCUUGCUCUUGACGAUUGCAACGCAUUCAUGGCGAAAACACUGUCCGAACGACCAGGGAAUUCUGAAUCCGAUAUGGACUACAGAGUGGUGGUCCAAAGCCACACUGCAGAUGCUCCUCAAUUUACAAGUGAUGACGGAGAACUGAGUGGGAACGGCUCCAAGAGUGUCUAUUUUAAGAUCCUCCACCUGCCCUUUGACAUGGAGUACUUAGAAGAGCUGAGGAAGAUUGAGGCGUCUGUGUGGUCGGCGUCUCUGGCACCGUACGUCCCCUCAGCAGAGUUUAUGAUCCAGCAGGGCCUGAUGGAGCCACACAGGGAGGCACUGAGCCCUGUGGUCGUGGAGGAAGUCCCCAUGGUGGAGGAAGUCCCCAUGGUGGAGGAAGUCCCCAUGGUGGAGGAGGUCCCCACGGUUGAGGUCCCUGGGGCGGAGAAGGUCCCCAUAGCUGAGGUGGUCUCUCUAGUGGAGGGAGUCCCCAUUGCGGAGAGCCCUUCGAAUGAAAAUGUUUUAUUGGCAGAGAUGGUCCCCAAUGUGAUGGAGGUACCUGCAAUAUCCAGUCCUAACAAAACGGACAAUGCGCCCAAGUCUCCAGAGACCAGUCAAAAGAGGGGUGCGGUGAGUGACCUUGAUCAUCAGGAUACCUCCUUUGGGAGGUUACCCACGUACCGUCCCUCAACUAGCUGGCUGGGCGACUUUGGCAACGUCUACUAUCACAGCAAGAUGCCUUCUGAUGUUGAGGAGCAGCGCAAGAUCCUCAGAGGCAGCCCACUUAAGGUGUCUAGCCCCAAACGGAAACCAAACCAUGACCAAGAGCCUAAAGAUCCUCGUGUUUCAGUCACUACAACCGCUCCACUCAGGCUUAAGGGAGAGGGAUGCAGACCCGGAGACAAGGUUGACAGGAGGAGCCACUCUGAUCAAGAGUUCUGUGCUAACCGGACCUUCAAUGUGAACACGGUGACCCCUGGUGGCCACAAAAGGGAGCGCAUCUGUGCCAGAUGUUUGACGACAAAAUGCAGAGUGAACAAGAGACCUGGCAGUCCAGGACCAGGCCUGGAUGCUCUGAUUGUAAAACGACAAGGGGUCCCCAUUCCACCAUGGGAGGAAUAUAUCCUAGCCCAGACUUGUGCAGCCUGCAAAAGCCUUGCCCGGAGGCGGGUAACGAGGAAAGGUUCCGGUUCAGAUGUUCCCAGCGGACCACAAAACGAAGAGACGGAGGGUGAGACCUCUGAGAACAGUUCUUGUCGGGCAGGACCGGGGCCCAAACUGAGGGACCCCAGGAGGCCUCAGUCCUCCAUGAAGCGCCACUCUGAGAAGUGUCCCAUGGGUCCACACUCAAAACUGAGGGAGAAGAACUGUUCCUGUGAAGAGCCCCAUCGGCCCCCCGCUGCUGUGUUGGGGGGGCCGCGCCGCCAUCCCCAUGGCGAUGUCAUCAGGGAGCGAAAUGAGGAGAACCUUGGCGUGUGCGUCUCUGUCCCACUUCAGGACAAAUGGAGAAACCAGGACCAGGACCAAUGCUACCUCGCGGCACAGAAAUCUCAAGAGAAGUUGUGGAAAGCGGCUUUGUCCAACCCUGACAACACUGAAAGUAAUAUUAAGCUCGGACCCAGAGACUUGAUUAAACAGAAGAAACGCAUUUCUCAAUCACAAGGACUUCACAGAAAAGACACAAGAUGCUAAUUUUUUUCACGUGCACAUUGUAACAAGUGAAGUAAAUGCACUUUUAUUGUUAUCCUCUACACUUACGAAUUAACUCUUAAAGCUCACCAUGUAUGUACUCACUAUUUAUGAAAUGUACAAUAAACACUUGACUACA
Molecule: messenger RNA, 3213 nt
Organism: Oncorhynchus mykiss (rainbow trout)
Lineage: Eukaryota; Metazoa; Chordata; Actinopteri; Salmoniformes; Salmonidae
Source: RefSeq, a predicted model, not a curated record